AUGAACCAAUUGCCUGAAGAUCUCAUCUUCUCCAUCAUGAUCUUUUGUGAAGAAUUGAAAAUUGUUUCUGAUUUAUUAUUAUUGAACAGACAUUGGCUGAGCAUGGCUCGCUUUGAAGCUUUAUGGAGGAUGCGGUAUGCUUUUUAUUUGAAAAAACAAAUCCGACAGCUUGAAGCUGAAAUGAACUCGCCCAACAUCAAGUCAUCAAAAAAGAAGGGAAUUUCAAGUUCUUUACGUAAAUUAAAAAGCCAAACCAAAACACAUGUAGAGGAAGCGGAAAAGAUGUACAUGAGAGAAAAACUACAGAGUCACACACCAACCAGUCCUUGCGUUGAUGACGACGAAUCAGCAACGCAAAAGAGCUUUGGAAUUGAUUUUUAUUAUGGAUUUCGGUUUUAUACAAUUUUCAAACAAGAGCUUCAUGGAAAAUUGGUUGGUACUGUUACUGGCAAGCUCAUUGAAUUAAUGGGAGAGAAGUUACCACAAAUUAAGAUAUUGUGGAAACCUAUGAUGGACUAUAUCGUUGUUGAGAAGAGCCCUUUCUGUCAAAAGUGGAACGCUUUUGUCGACUAUGUCCAUUCUAAUUUAAAACCAUUAACUGGAGAUCAUUUUGAUCAAGAAUAUCAGUUGCAGAGAUGUUGUACUCUUUCCUUUAUGACUUAUUUUCGAAAAGAUCAUGCUUCAGCCUAUGAAGAAGUCGUUAAAGCUUUAAAAGAUACAUCGGAAAAUCCAAAAAAACGAUUGGAUGAAAAUAAUGAUUUGUUAGUACAACCCGUGUUAGAACUCAUUUCAUCGGCCAAGUGUCGAUUUCCUCUUAAUGUGUUUCGUAUCUUUGAACCUUCUUUGUAUUUGAAAAGUAUGAAACUCAUGAGAGCAUUAAUGAAAGAAAUUGAACUGGACAUGGAGAGGCCACAACAUGAAAAACAUUUUAAUGGUUAUCCUCAAGAUCACGAAAUUAUGGACAAUGUAAAGUCACAAUUCCAAAAAUUGUUGGAACUUGGUCAUUUUCAACCUGAAGAGAUUAGAGAAAUACUUUCGUUUUGGAUCAACAUGCAUCCAACUCUAAUACCACAAGCAAGGAAAAUGCAAAAAGAACCCUAUAUUGAGAAAACCUUCAAUACGGAUGCUGAUUUAUUGGCUUCUGUUUUAUUGUAUGCUUUAUUUCCGAAUGAUCAUUACUUCCUUAUGACAACCAAAAUUUCAUAUCGAUUGUUGAAGGCGGCGAUACAAGACUGGAAAUUUAAAAUGUCAACACAUAUGGCUGCUUCUCUCUUUCGACAUUAUUUCCAUUUGAUUCGUAACAGAUUCACGAGCGAUGAAAUAAUUGAUAUUAUAGAAACGUAUGAGCAAGUUCAUGAAGAGAAUUUAAUUGAUGAUGACAUGGCACAGUGUUGUAUCAUUUCGAACGACAAUUUGGACUUGUGGAAAUACUGCAUAGAAGUUCGUAAAGCCAAUAUCAAUAACGUCAACACAAACACUUGUAAGGGCACACCAAUCAUAUAUUUAUGCCUAAAUCCUAAUACAACGUACAACAGCCUGCACCGGUUCGAUAUGUUCGAAUAUCUAGUUGACAACGUUAAUGUUGUUUUUGAUAAGGAUGAAGCUGAAAAGAGAAAAGACGACCCCUUACACUAUUUCAUCCGCCUUGUAAUUUCUUUUAGAUUUUAUUCACCUCUACCAGGAUUUUUUGACAGACAGAAAACGACCUUUCUAAAACUAUUCAGUAAGGGCUCAAGAGUGUCUCAAAAAAUUGGUUCUAAAACAGCCAUGAAUAUAGUGAAUGGAUACUUGACUGACUAUUCGAGAAUAUUUAAGGACCAAUACGAAAAAGAGCAAAAAGAAGAGCAGUAA
Molecule: messenger RNA, 1851 nt
Organism: Naegleria lovaniensis
Lineage: Eukaryota; Heterolobosea; Eutetramitea; Acrasida; Naegleriidae
Exons: 1
Coding region: 1-1851 (616 amino acids)
Source: RefSeq, a predicted model, not a curated record